AUGGCGUCGUCAGGCAAUGAGUUGUUGGAAGGAUGGUUGAGCAGUUGGGUGUCUGCCAGUGGGCUAACAGCAGGGCAGGGUACUCCCGGGGAGGCAUCGGAGAAAAUUACAACGAAGUUGAAAGAAGAUUUGGAAGAAACAUGGGAGAAAUUGAAGAGUUGGCUGUCGCACGGGGGAUCAAAUGAAAUAGGGGGACUCUGCGCAAAUGCGGGAGCUUCUGCCACGCCCCGAUCUUAUGAAGAGGACUAUAGGAAAAAUUUAUGUAAAGGUAUAGCCGAAAUAAAGUACUUUAUCAAUGGGGUGGAGACGAAGAUAAAGUCCGGGGCCGGGAAGACCGAUCAGAGUCCUAUUAUUGAUAACCUAACUGAUAGUGAUAAAGCUUAUGCACGCUGUAUUGUGGGAAUAGUCGCCAUGAAAGAAAUUUAUGGGGACCACUGCUAUUUCGAGGAUGCCGGAAGGGAAAUGUCGUCCCAAGUGGAAAGUAAAUUGGAGAUGCGCUUGAAGGAAAAAGGUCUUGAGCAACAAUUGAACAGAUGUGAGGGAGUAAAUAUGAAUGCUCUGAAUGUCGGCAGUGCGCUUCUCGGGGAUAAAAUCAAAUCUUGGGCAGCGGGAGAGAGGGAUGUGGGAAGCAGUAGUAAGGGAGCCAUGAGAGUAGGGUAUUUGUGGCACCUGUGGAAACAGGUCUGCCUGCAAAAAAGAAGGGAGGACGAGGCAAAGAAGGAAGAGAGAGAGAAGAAUAAAGGCACUAUCGGAGAUUUCCUUAAAGUAGGCAACGAUAAUAAUAGGACACAAUUAAUGGACCAAUUAAUGAAUGAUCAGGUGCCAUUAACACUCGAUGACGUCAAGACAGCAUUACAGGAAUCUAUAGGUAAUGGUGGAACUUCUCCUGAUGUUGCCACCGUAAAGAGGAAAGUAGAGGAGAAAAUCAAGAAAAAUGAAGCUGAUGUGUGCAUGAAAGACAAGAACAAUACAUUUUGCAAGCGCUUGCAAUGUGCAGAACAAUAUUGGCAAUUAACAGAUGGGAAGGGCAGCACCAACACCGAUUUCUGGAGCAACAACGUCGAGAAGAAGCUGGGAGAACUCAUCACUAAUACGGUAGACAAUGGUGACACGGGAGGUGCCAAGUGCAACGACGAUAAACUAGAUAGUGCAAAUAAAGCAGCAUGUGAGCACAUGGCAAAAUUGUUGAAUGCGAUGUACAAAAAUUCAAAUAGUGACCCUAACAAAUAUUCUGCUCAAAUUAUAAAUUGUCUUUUAUUAAAAGCUUACGCUGAAGAAUUAAAAAAAAAAGCAAAAGGAGGAGGGUUCUGUAGCAUAGAUGAAGGGAUAAAUCACGCUUUUACCCAAAGUAAAACCAUUAUGGAAAGUGCGGCAGAUCAAUGUACAGCUAGUAAUACCAAUAAUUGUUUUGAAUGCAAUUGGAUGGACAAUACUAAGGACGGCAUUAAUGGUUGCUCCAUUAGCAAUGGCACCACCUCCGACGAUGUAAAGGAAAAAGUGAAUAAAUUGUUCGAAGGCAAGGACAAAACGAAGGACGACGCAAUACAAAAAACCUUGAUUAACUUCAAUAAGGAGAAUAAGUUAUGUGAAUGGGUAAAUUGUGCCGCAAAACGGUCGGAAGAGAACAAGAACAAGGGACAAGGGACCACGGGACAGAAAGACUUCUGGAAGGUGGAUGAUGGCGCAGUGAAGACGCUGUGGACAGAAUUGUCCACAGCAAUGGAACAGAGUAAAGGAGCAGGAGAGGAGAAAUGUAAUAAAAUGGGUGAUAAUGCCAGUGCAAGGGAUGCAACUCAUUCUGAAAGGAAGGCAUGCAAUUAUUUGCAUGCCGGAUUAAAAAAACUGUACGAUGGUCCUACGAUGACAGGCGACGACGACAUCCUAUCUAAGAAAUACCCAUCGUUCAGACAAGCGGUGGGCUGCUUCUUACUUCAUUCCUAUGCAAAUGAAAUGAAAAAGAAUGCUGUCUGUGAGAUUGAUGCUGGUAUAAGCAAAGCAUUUAAUUCGUGGCAGGACCUCAGUGAGAAAGUACCUGGUACUUGCAGUGGCAAUGGUAAAACUUGUAUUCCGUGCAAAUGGGAAGAAAAUGACAAAUUGAAGGAUUGUAAAAUUAAGGCAGAUGGAAGUCCUAGCCAAGAUUCGAAUGUUGAGGACAAAUUGAAGACCAUCGUCCAUGGGAACGAUAACGACAUUAAGACAAUGGCAAAGGAAGUAAAUAAUGUGACAGAACUUUGCGACCAAGUCCAAUGUGUAGCGGCCCGAUGGAACAAACAUAAUAGAAAAGGCAGAGACAGGGUCCCCCGUAAUUGGGAUAAAGUAUGGGAGGCAGUCCCAAAUGAAGUAACCUCUUUGGGGGAUGGCCUCAAGGAGGCCACAACUGAGAAUAAGAGGACAGAAUUUGAGAAAUACUGCAGCGGUCUCACGGGGCAUAAUGGGAAGGAAGCUGAUAAGGAUGCUUGCAUCCUUAUAGCAGCAGGAUUAAAAAACCUCUACGACAUCCCCGACAACGGCACGAACGAUGCCGUUACGGCAUCGUUCCAAAGAACGAUGCGUUGUUUUUUAUUAAAUGCCAUUGCUGAUAAAUUAGAAGCACUUCCCUGUGAAGAGGAAAGAAGUGUAAAGGAGGGGAUAACUAAGGCAUUUGUCGAAAAUAAUGAAAGCAUUAAGGGGGGAAGUAUCGGCUGCAAGGAUGAUAAUGUUAAGUGUUUUAAGUGUCCGAGGGUACCCUUAAAGGAUCUUGCAACUUGCACAAUUGGCGAGAAUAGUCAAAAGAAGUAUGUGAAGACGGAAGUAGAGGAAAAGCUCAAAACUGAUUCUAAUUUAAAGGACGAAUCUCUUAUCAAGACCAUAUGUAAACCGUGUGACACCGGUGAAUUCUGUAAUCGUCUACAAUGUGUAGCAGAUAAAUGGGGAAAAAGGAAGAACGGAGGCUCAACCGGAACUGCGUCCGUUACUUGGAAUGACAUGAAGAGUGACUUUGAAACAGAGUUAGAAUCACUGCUGGGUGACAUGACGACAAAGCAGGAUAAAGUUGCCCAUCACUGCAACGGCGGUGGCGGCGGCUGGGACGAUAAGGACGCCCACGGCAAAGCCAAUAAAACGGCAUGCUUACUCACUGCAGCAGGACUACAUCACAUAUCUAAUAUACAGCUGAACUAUGACGCGGGGAAUCAGAAUAACCCUUAUGAUAACCAAGAGUUCAGACAAUUCGCUUCCUGCUUAAUGUUAAAAGCCGUCGUACAAAAAAUGAAAGAAGACAGCAAAAUUUGUCACAUAGACCAAGGGAUUAGGGUCGCUUUUUUAAAGGCAAAAGACAUUAAGGAAGAUCAUUGCAAAAAUAAGAAACCCUGCAUUGAGUGCAAGUUGACGGAAGAAUUUGACAAUUGCCCCAUUGAUAGUGGCAAAAAAAAUGACACAGUGAAGCCUACAUUAGAAUCAUUACUCAAGACGAAAGAAAACGACGUCAAUAACACCCUAUCCACAAUAACUACAACAGAAGGAAAUACUGGCUCCCUCUGUCAACGUUUACAAUGCUUAGCAUCUCGAGUUCAGAUGGCCCGGGGGAACAAUAAUGCGGACGACUUCUGGGGGAAGGAAGGCGGCGAAGUCGCCAAACUAUGGAAAGAAUUGUCACAAGCAAUGACAGAUAAUGGGGGUCAAGACAAAGGAGGUCAAUGUGGGACAAUGGAUGAUGGCAGUAGUACAAACAGUACUAGGGAACCCACCAACCCUGAAAGGAGGGCAUGCCAAUAUCUUACAUCAGGUUUCGAAAAACUAAAGGAACUUACAUCGCCUACGGCGACCAACAUCAAUGGCAACAACAUCUUGGAUAAGGACCCAUCGUUGAAACGAACGAUAGGUUGUUUCUUACUUCAUUCUUAUGCAAAACAUAUGAAGGAGAAGGCGAAGUGUUUAGUGGGAUUCGGCAUAAAGAAGGCUUUCGACACUGCUGGCAAAGAAUUAAAUGGGGGACAAUGUACAUUGGAUGACACCUAUGGAAGUUGCGAAAUUCACACAAAUGGCAGCCCAACGAAAGUAACGGCCAAAUUAGCACAAGUUAAAGGCGAAAUAAAAACCACCGUAACUGACACCCUAACGAAAGUAAACGAAACGAAGACUUUAUGUGACCAACUCAAAUGUGCCGCACCCAAAUGGUUCCAAAACCAAAUGAACGGAAAUACUGCUCCUACGAAGAAUUGGUGUGACUUUUGGGAUACGACUGUUAAGGACGCAUUGGAGAAGAUGUUCAAGGAAAUCGAUCAGAAUGGAAAGGACAAAUCAAAGACUAAGAAGAAUGUUGUAUGCAAUAAAUUUGGGGAUGAUAAUCCUGAUAGUGUCGAAAGAAAAGCAUGUAAUCAUAUCACAGCAGGUUUAGACUACAUUAACAAAAUUGAAGGUAAUGACAACGAUAAGCAGAAGAAGGCUGAUGAUAAGUUUUUUAAACAAACUAUGAUGUGCGCAGCACUUAAUCUUUAUGCUGAUAGAAUAAAAAAGGAAACGGAGAAAAGUUGUCCCCUUGAUGAGGAAAGAAUAAAAGAAAUGUUUGAAAAAUGGAAUGUAAUUAAAAAAGCUUCGUGUUCGACCUCUGGUGGUAAUGAUUGUUUUAUUUGUGAAAGAAAAGAAAAUUUUAGUGGUUGCGACCUCUUGGUUGAUAAAGACUUAAUUGGAUCAUCAUCAUCAGGUGGAAGUUCACCCUGCAAUAACAACGACAAAGAAGACGUCCCAAAGCAAAUGAACGAACUCCUCAACGAAGACAAAUCCACCAUUAACACCAAAAUGAAUUCCACCUUAACUACUAUCACUGAAAUGAAAUCUUCUUUCUGUACUCAACUGCAAUGCGCUGCAAAACAAUACCACGCAGAAAAGAAUAAUGGACAAAGCAGCGGAGUGAACUGGGAUGCCUUGAAGACUGACAUCGGAAAGGAAUUAGCACAACUUCUAGAACAAAUGAUGCAGUCUAAAAAUCAGGAGAAAGUUGCCCAAUACUGCAAAGACAACGAAGAUAAAUGGAAUAAAAUUGGCCAUAAACAAGGCAAAACAAAUAAAGCGGCUUGUUUGCUUUUUGCUGCAGGAUUAAGGCACAUUUAUGGCCGUCCCAACGGCCAAAAGAAGGGCCAGUUUAACGGCCCAUCGUUUGGACAAACGAUGGGUUGUUUAUUUCUUAAAGAAUAUGCAAAACAAUUAAAAGAAAUGGCAAAAGAGAAGAGAAAAGGACAUAGUUGGGUACAUCCCCAUUGUAGCAUAGAUGAAGGCAUAAAACAUGCUUUUGAUAAAAUUAAUACCACUAUGAAAGAACCAUCUUCAUGCAAAGGUACUAAUGUUCCUAAUUCUUGUUUUGUGUGCACAGAAGAAGGAGGUUAUGAUGAUUGCCUCAUUGGCACUGACAAUGUAAAGCAAAAAGUGGAACCACUGCUCGAAGAGAACAAAAACCAUAUGCAACAAACAUUAGAGAAUACAGUCUGUCCCAUCCUCCUUACGGAUCUCCUUACCCCUUUUCUUCCUUUGGCUCCUGUCUCUAUUGGACUUUCUGCUAUGGCUUAUUACCUUUGGAAGUAUUUUGGUCCUCUUGGUAAAGGAGGAGCACGUUUCCGAAGAUCUCCUGUUGAAAUUCCUGGUCCAUCAGUACAAGAACAAGUCCUCGAUCAUGUGGAAGAAGCUGGUCCACAUGAAUAUCGAUUGGUGAAGGAACGAAAACCUCGUUCUGCUCCAACGAGAACGAAACGUUCUGGUCCCGUGAAUCGUCGCACGAUUAUUGAAAUUCAUUUUGAAGUGUUGGAUGAAUGUCAAAAAGGGGACACACAAUUGAACCAGAAGGAUUUUCUGGAACUUUUGGUUCAAGAGUUCAUGGGAUCCGAAUUAAUGGAAGAAGAACAGGUUCCUAAGGAAAAUGUUCUUAUGGAAGAGGUUCCUAUGGAACGUGUUCCAAUUAAAGAGGUUCCAAGUUUAGGUUCCGUGUUUAUGGUUUAA
Plasmodium knowlesi strain H is the source of this 5967-nucleotide messenger RNA. RefSeq names its product SICAvar, type I. The transcript is spliced from 12 exons. NCBI's taxonomy places the organism in Eukaryota, Apicomplexa, Aconoidasida, Haemosporida, Plasmodiidae. Bases 1 to 5967 code for a protein of 1988 amino acids. The record is from RefSeq and is a predicted model, not a curated record.